Molecule: messenger RNA, 5415 nt
Organism: Xenopus tropicalis (tropical clawed frog)
Lineage: Eukaryota; Metazoa; Chordata; Amphibia; Anura; Pipidae
Gene: pard3
Product: par-3 family cell polarity regulator
Exons: 26
Coding region: 190-4302 (1370 amino acids)
Biological process (GO): establishment or maintenance of cell polarity
Cellular component (GO): cytoskeleton; plasma membrane; adherens junction
Source: RefSeq, a predicted model, not a curated record
UGUUGGCGGCGGUCAGACAAGCUUGCCGGAGAAGUGUGGGAGGAGCCUGGCAUUCACAUGCAGUGUAGAGGGAGGAGGCGGUAGCAGGCCCUGCAUACACCGGAGGGCACGGAGUGGAACACGGGAACCCUGGAUUAAUUGCGUUGGGCUGGGGCGCGGGAAGACCCCGGGGUGGGUUUUUGGCGCAGGAUGAAGGUGACGGUGAGCUUUGGGAGGACGCGGGUCGUGGUGCCCUGCGGGGACGGCAACCUGAAAGUUUCCAGCCUCAUCCAGCAAGCGGUGACCAGGUACAAGAAGGCCAUCGCUAAGGAUCCUGGCUAUUGGAUACAAGUUCAUCGUUUGGAGCAUGGCGAUGGGGGCAUUUUGGACCUUGAUGAUAUUCUAUGUGAUGUGGCUGAUGACAAAGACAGGCUUGUGGCGAUCUAUGAUGAGCAAGACCCACAUCAUGGGGGAGAUGGCACCAGCGCUAGUUCUACUGGCACUCAGAGCCCAGAAAUAUUUGGGAGUGAGCUUGGAACCAAUAGCAUGUCUGCCUUCCAGCCCUACCAAGCAGCAAGCGAGAUUGAGGUCACCCCUUCUGUCCUGCGAGCAAACAUGCCACUUCAUGUACGGCGAAGCAGCGAUCCAGCCCUUGUCGGCAUUACCACUUCUGUCAGUGAUUCCAAUUUCACGUCAGAGGAGCCGUCUCGUAAAAACCCUACACGUUGGUCUACCACAGCGGGCUUCACCAAGAAGAAUACUUCAGCGGGCAUGGGUGCCAGUGAAAUAAAGAAAGAUGAGAACUACAGAAGUCUCCCCAGGGAUACCAGUAACUGGUCUAAACAGUUUCAGAGAGAUAAUGCCCGCUCUUCACUGAGUGCCAGUCACCCUCUGGUGGACACGUGGCUAGAGAGGCAGGAGCAGGAUGAAGAAGAAGCAGAGGAGAAUAGCCGAGUGGAGCCUGUGGGACAUGCGGAUACAGGCCUGGAAAGAACCUCAAGUUUCUCCUUAGAUGACAUGGUGAAGCUUGUCGAAGUCUCCAAUGACGGGGGUCCUUUAGGGAUCCAUGUAGUGCCUUACAGCGCCCGUGGUGGAAGAACACUGGGAUUACUGGUAAAACGGUUGGAGAAAGGUGGCAAAGCGGAGCGGGAAAACCUUUUCCAUGAGAACGACUGUAUCGUCAGAAUUAACAAUGGCGACCUGCGCAACAGAAGGUUUGAACAAGCACAGAAUAUGUUCCGCCAAGCCAUGCGCUCACCCAUAAUCUGGUUCCACGUGGUCCCAGCGGCAAACAAAGAACCAUAUGAACAGUUAUCUCAGAGCGAGAACAACAGCUACUACUCCAGUCAGCACGUGCAUGAUUCCCAGUACAUGGACUCCAGGAGUUUCUCUAGCCCCGGCCCUGAUCACACUGCGCAGAGAAUGCCCAGGCAGAGCAGCCAGGCCGAUCCAAUGGACUCUUACUCUCAUCUACCUCAAAGUAUCAAUUCAGCAGGAAAACCACCCACUGGCCUGACCACAUCCCCGCAGCGUGCAGUCAGCCCCCCCACCAACAGCGCUUACGGUACCAAAAAGGGAAAGAAGUUUUACAUUCAGCUGAAGAAAGGAGCAGAAGGACUGGGCUUCAGCAUAACUUCCCGCGAUGUUCCUCUCGGUGGCUCGGCACCAAUUUAUGUCAAGAACAUUCUCCCUCGCGGUGCGGCUAUUCAGGAUGGCAGAAUGAAGGCAGGGGACAGACUUCUAGAGGUAAAUGGUGUCGAUUUAACCGGGAGAACGCAAGAGGAGGUGGUGUCAUUAUUACGAAGCACCAAGAUGGGCGGGGCAGUUAAUCUUUUGGUCCUUCGUCAGGAUGAAACAUUCCACCCACGUGAGCUGAACCCGGAACCAAGCCAAGUAUCAAAUGCAAGAGAAACGAAAACAGAAGAAGAGGAACUUGUUCUAACUCCAGAUGGGACACGGGAGUUCCUUACAUUCGAAAUCCCUUUGAAUGAUUCUGGCUCAGCUGGGCUGGGUGUGAGUGUCAAAGGAAACAGGUCAAAGGAGAACCACGCUGACCUGGGCAUCUUCGUCAAAUCCAUCAUUAAUGGAGGUGCAGCUUCCAAGGAUGGAAGGCUUCGUGUUAACGAUCAGCUUGUGGCGGUCAAUGGGGAGUCUCUGUUGGGCAAAACAAAUCAGGAUGCCAUGGAGACGCUUAGGAAAUCAAUGUCAACGGAAGGUAACAGGAGAGGGAUGAUCCAGCUUAUUGUGGCACGGCGAAUCAAGCGCAGUGAGCUGGAGUCACCUGGGAGCCCCUCAGGCCCUGAAUUGCCCAUCGAGACAAUGCUGGACGACAGGGAACGCAGAAUUUCCCACUCUCUGUACAGCGGCAUUGAGGGGUUUGACGAAUCGCCCACAAGAAACGCGGCUUUGAAUAGGAUAAUGGGUAAAUACCAGCUCUCUCCGACAGUGAAUAUGCCUCAGGAUGACACUGUGAUUAUUGAAGAUGACCGAACUCCUGUGUUGCCUGCCCAGCUCUCUGACCACUCAUCUUCCAGCUCACAUGAUGAUGUUGGUUGUGUUACAGACUCUACUAGUGCUUGGUCUAAAACAGUGGCUAGUGAGUCAACAGAAAGCACUCUCAGUCCAGAUAUGGAUCCAUCACUUGCCUUUCAGAGGGAAGGGUUUGGCCGCCAAAGCAUGUCAGAAAAGCGCACAAAGCAGUUUGGAGAUGCCAGUCAACUGGAUUUUGUUAAGACCAGGAAAUCAAAAAGCAUGGAUCUAGUAGCUGACGAGACUAAGAUCAGUGCAAUGGCUGGCCAAAACUCAGGUUCCCCAAGCAGAGACGUCGGGCCUUCAUUAGGCCUUAAGAAAUCCAGCUCAUUAGAAAGUCUGCAAACUGCAGUGGCUGAGGUGACUUUGAACGGUGACAUUCCUUUCCAUCGCCCACGCCCGCGGAUUAUCCGAGGAAGAGGCUGCAACGAGAGCUUUAGAGCCGCUAUUGACAAGUCCUACGACAAGCCAUCAGCAGAUGAUGAUGAUGAAGGCAUGGAGACAUGUACUAACAAAUCAGAGCUGGAGCCAAUCAACAGUUCCUCUGAGUGGGUGGAGGAAGACACAGAAGAGAGUUCAAAAUCAGGCCGGGAAUCUGUGUCUACCGCCAGUGAUCAGCACUCGCACUCAUUGGAGAGGCAGGUAAAUGGCUCCAGCCACGACAAGAGCGACCGGAAGAAGGACAAGAGUGGGAAAGAAAAGAAAAAAGAUCGGGAUAAAGAGAAAAACAAGGCCAAGAAAGGGGGGAUGCUGAAAGGCCUGGGAGACAUGUUCAAGUUUGGCAAACAUCGAAAAGAUGACAAGAUUGAUCACGGGGGAUCAUGGAAAAUGAGAGCUCAAGAAGCCCACCCUUCAGAAGAUGAAAGAAUGCGCAUGAGGCAAGAACAGGAGAGAAUACAGGCAAAGACACGAGAGCUCCGGGAAAGGCAAGCUAGAGAGAAGGACUAUGCGGAGAUCCAGGACUACGCGAAAACGCAUGGAAGUCUCGACGAGUCUCCCUAUGCUGGGGCCGGACUGUAUGACACUUGUACCAAUAGCGGCACACUACAUUUGAACAACAGGCCCCAAAGUCCGAGGGAUGCCAAGCAAACCGAAGCACUCUAUGCUCAAGUAAAGAAACCGAGAAGCUCAAAGCCUUCACCUGUAGACAGCAACCGAUCAACCCCGAGCAACCAUGAUCGGAUACAGCGCCUCCGGCAGGAAUUCCAGCAGGCCAGGCAGGAAGACGACGUGGACGAACGCAGGCGAACCUAUAGCUUUGAGCAACCGUGGCCAAACACUCCGACGUAUAAUCAGAGCGGGAGGCAUUCGGUUUCUGUGGAAGUUCAGAUGCAACGGCAGCGACAAGAGGAACGAGAGAGCUUCCAGCAAGCACAGCGCCAGUACAGCUCACUGCCCAGGCAAAGUAGAAAAAAUCCUAGUUCGGUCUCCCAAGAUUCCUGGGAACAGGCGUAUCCUCCUGGAGAAGGGUUCCAGAGUGCAAAGGAGAACCCCAGAUAUUCAAGUUACCAAGGAUCAAGAAAUGGUUACAUGGGCGGACAUGGUUUCAAUGCCAGGGUAAUGAUGGAAACUCAAGAACUUCUCCGGCAAGAGCAGCGACGGAAAGAACAACAGCUCAAAAAAAAGGUUUCCCCUGACAUAUCAAAUAACUUUGACUCUUUUAAGAAGAUCGCUGACCCCAAUUACGCCCAAUCCAAAGGGCCCUUCAGACAGGAUGUUCCGCCAUCUCCCUCUCAGGUAGCGAGGAUGAACAGAUUACCGCCACAGGAACAAGGAAGGCCAUUUUAUUCCUGAAAAACACUUAAAAACUGAUGCAAUAAUAAAAAUAUAACACAAAUAUAAAAAAAUAUUUUCAUGGAAGACUUUGCUUUCAUUUUAGACUGUGCAAUGGUGCAUCUCUAGUGCCUUUAGCAAUAUCGGCAAGGCAACAGUGGAACUCCCUGCCUUUGUCCUCUUGGGCCGAAGUGUUCUUUUUAUGGAAGGAUUUUUCACAAUAAGACAAUCACGAAGCGAAUGAAUUUCACCCCAACGACGCCGCUAAGCGUCUCGGCUGAUUUCCAGCAACGGUUUCGCUUCCCAAAACCCUCCUCUUUGUUUUUGUUUCCUGCCCGGUCUCAUGGAAUAGAAAUGGACUCUACGCAUCUUUUUUUUUUUUCUACAUAUAUUGAAUGGUUGGCUUGAGUAGUAUUCCUCUUUUAUUUAGCAGCCCAUAAUUGGAGAUAUAAUCACUAAAAAUAAUAUUGACUCAUUUUUUUUUGUCUAAGCAUUUAUAUAUUGGAUUUUUGUUAUUCCUCUUACGCGGUUUUGUUUUGUUUUUUUAAUAACUGAAAAAAACAAUAAGAAAAUGUCACUGUGUUUUAUGGUUGCCUUUCAUCUCAGAAAAAUAUGUAAAAAAAUGAAUUAUUAUGAUAAUGUAACGAGUGGGAAGGAAGCCUGUUUUUCCCUAUUUUUUCUCCUAUUGUGUAGGUUUUUUUUUUUUUUUAAACCAUUUUCACUAAUAUUUUCCAGAUUUUUUGUCUUUUUUUUUUUUGUCAUGGGGUAUUGAGAUAAAGUUUGAACAAGGACAAAGGGAAAAACAAAGACUUUGCAUCAUUGUACAAAGAGCCGCAUUGUAGAAUUUCUGAAACUGGUUUUUACUGCGCGUCAUGCCUUGCGCUUCGGAACUUCACAGCUUUUAUACUGGAAUUCAGUUUGUGGGAGCGGAAGGUAAAUGGAGGAAGGCUGUUACAGUGUUAUGAAUCCAUGCCAGAUUUAUAUAAUGAAUGGCAACACAAUGCCCUGUUUGUAUGAUGGGUUUAUCCAACAUUCUAUCCCAAGCCAAGCCAACAUAUUGAGAGUAUAGCUUUUUGUACACACAACAUUCCUUCCCUGUAUCUUUGCAUUCGUAAAUACAGGUAAAUACAGGUA